Messenger RNA from Vitrella brassicaformis, 5289 nucleotides. The record is from the annotation of a GenBank genome assembly. Lineage: Eukaryota; Vitrellaceae.
GGGAAGAAAGAUGGAGAGUUCCGACGCAGCGGAGCCUGAGAGGACCUUCAAGACAGACCUGUAGCCACAUUCAGACACAGAUCUUCAUCCCUUCUCAACGUGUUGCCUUUCGUGUGCACGUGUGGUGUGUGUCUGUGUCCACAGUUGGGAUGGGUUUGAGUGUGUGUGCAAGAAGGUUGAGUCGGGUCGGCGGCUGUGCGAGACGUUCCUGACCAUCAUGCGCGACAGGAUGGCCCUCGAGGACACAUACGCGGCCGGCAUGGAGAGACUCGCUGCCAAGUGCCCCAAACACAUCAAUGAGGGCAGGUCAGUCAGUCAGUCAGUGACUGCUGUGCUGCCCACACACACGUCUGCACAGCAGCCACGGCAGACACACAGACACCACAGACAGACAGACAGACAGGGAAGAAGCCGAGACCUGUAUGUAUGUAUGUCAUUCAAUGAUGUGUGUGGUUCUAUGGUUGGUGUGAGUGCAGCACUGUGCUCCGUGCUAUUGGGUGUUUCCGCAACGAGGCCAUCCGAAAGUAAGUAGGGGGAAGCAACCAAAACAGACAGGGAGGCAAACAAGCGGGAUGGAUGGAUGCCAGGCGGCGGUGUUGUGUGUGUAUGUGUCAGGGCCGAGCAGAGCCGUGAGUUGGCAGAGGGCAUUCGGGAUGAUAUAGUGCAGCAGCUGCAGGAAACUGUCAAGAACCACCAAACCGUAUUCAAGAAGGUGACCGACUGACGCACACACAGGCAGUGCAGUGCAUUCACAGCAUACACAGCUGGGCGUGUGCAUAUCUGUGUAUGUGUUCAUGUAGAUCUACAGCGAUGGGGUCAAGUUCAUCAAGCUCAUGAACGGACACAUACAAACACACGAACGGGUGAGCAUCAGCAUAGCGGGAAGGGGGUGUGGGGGUGUGGGUGUCAAGGCGACGGAGGGAGGCCAAGCCAGGCAGGCAGGCAGGCACAUCGAUAGACACAUGUAUGGAUGGAUGGAUGUAUGUACACACACACGUGUCGUGUGGUGUGGUGUCUGUCUGUCUGUCUGUCUGUCUGUCCUUGUGUGUGUGUGCCAGGCAAUGCUGCGUUACGAGAAGACCUGCAGGGAGGCAGACGCUACCUGCAUGGUAGGGAUGGAUGGUUGGUACACACAGGCACACACACACAUCCGUCCUUGGACAACACCUGCUUCCCUGCCCUGCCUCCCUCCCCCCCACCCUCCCUGCCUGCCUCCGUCCCAUGUCUGUCUGUCUGUCUGUCUGUCCAGAAUGCGCAGGCUAGUGACCGCUCACCGCCGCCCCUCAAGACCAAACUGGCCAUCAAGUCAGUCAGACACACAGACAGACAGACAGACAGACGGACAGCCACCGGUGUUUUGUGAGUGCCCCAUCGCUCACUCCCUCCCUCCCUCGUCAUGGCAGGGCACUGCAGCUGUGCAAGGAGGCCCAGAUAGCAGAGGAGCAGUAUAGACAUGCCCUCGACGUACACACACACACACACACCCCACAUACACACAUACGUACGUACGCGGAUGGCCUCUGCGUCUGUGUGGGUGUCUGAUAGGCGCUCAACAACGGCCGUCGGACGUUCCGCCACCAAAUGGUCAGUCAACGAGGGAGGGAGGGAGGGAGGGACAGAGAGAGAGGGAGGCGGCCGGCUACGGUGUCUGUCUGGACGAACGAUGUCAUUCACGUUGACGACGCCUGUGACUGUGUUCCUGUUGUGUUGUAUGGUAUGCAGACUGUGGUGCUUGACGCGCUGCAAGAUAUGGAGGAGAAGCGCAUCCAGUGCUUCAAAGACGCACUCAGGAAACUCAUGGUAGCAGGCACACGCACACAGAAGGCACAUAGCGUGACUGACCACUGGUCAUCGAUUUGGCGCGCGCAUUUGUCGAUAUCAGGUGUACCAGACGUCUUACGUCCGCAAUAUCCAAUACGACCUCGACAUCACCAUAGAGGUCACCACAACCACCAUGUUGUGUGUUGUGACCUUUUCCUCCCUCCCUCCCUCCCUCCCUGUCUGUUUGUCUGUAUUUGUCUGUCAGGGUGUGGAGGCGAUCGACCCCCGUGCAGAGAUCUGUGAGUACAUCGACAAAGUGGCCAGCGGCAGGCAGCCGCCACACGACAGCAACAUGGUAUGGUAUAGACGGACGGACGGACCCACACAAACAGGACGGCGGAAAUAGAUUUCAGGUGCCCAUGUGUCUGUGUCUGUGUGUGUGUGUGUGUGUGUGCAGCUGCCGUGGCCGGUCAUCACCGAGUGGCGUGUCCGCAAGGCGGGUGGUGAUUUGCUGGCGGCCGGUGUGGCGCCCUCCACCCUCCCAUCGUCCAUGAAGCACCUGCUGGCCCCUCCUGUGCCAUCCCCACCCAUACCCACGACGACCACACCACCAGUGGGCACACAGACCCCCGCGGUGGACCCCCACACCACACAAACAGAUGCCAAUGCCGCACCCGAUGCCGCCAGUGAGGCAUUCAGCGACCUGGCCGACCCCGCCACCAAACCCAAGCCAGCAGAGGAGGGGGACGAGCCGCAAGAUCAGCAGCAGCAGCCGCGGCAGCAUCCCCAGGACCCCGCGGUCGACCACUCGACUGCGUGUGACGACUCAGCGGCCGUCAGUGCGGAAGCCGACUCGCAUCAUGGGGCGGGUGAGAGCGGGGCCGGUAGGGAGGAUGGUGGUGGCAUUAGUAGCGCAUCGCCUGCCCCUCCGCCCCCGCCGCCGGCCAGUGAGGUGCCCAACCAUGUGGCAGUGCCGCCACCGCCACCCCCUCGACCACAACAGGGGGCACCUGCCGCCGCCGCUGCUGCUGUCGGUGGUGUUGAGCGUCCGUCGGUGUUUCCGGCCAACUUCAACCCUGCCGCCACGGCCAACAUGCUCAGACACAUCACCAGGUGGGCAGACAGACAGGGAGACAGGGAGGCCGAGUGGCAUAUGUGUCCUGCGUCAGGACCACUGGAUUGGACAGGCUGGCCGAUUCAGCUGCAGCACUGGUACACACUCAUACACACACACAGUCUCUCUGGUUUGUUGAUUGAAGCAGUGGGUUGUGUGUUGAAUGUGUGUGUUGUGGUGUGUUGUGAUGUGCCAGGGCGGUGGUGUGGGUCGUGUUGGUGGUGUGCAGCAGGGUGAGGGGGCCGUAGAGACCAUCCCGGACACACUCAUCAUGGACACAGAAAUACAAUACAACGCGUAAGUAACCUAACCUGCCAAUCACACAUACAUAAGCUCGAGACACCACACCUAUGUGCUGAUUGCCAGUCAUCUGUCCGUGUGCAUACCUACCUGUGUGUAUGUCAGUGUGGUGGACUCGAUAUGGGCUGACAAGGGCAUGACAGUGGUGGGGUUGCGGCCUGACCGACUGGUCAACGACCUCCAGUCGGCACUCAAGCGGGCCCUGCUCAUCACAGCCAUCAGCAAGAAACGAAUCGACAAGAAAUUCCAACUCCCAUCCAGGUGGGUGGGCCCGAUGAAUAGGGGCUUUGUUGCCGAUAGAUACACAUCUACCCAUCACUCCAGCCAUCCGUUUGCUGCUGGUGGUGUGUGUGUGUGUGUUUAGGAUAGCGUUGAAGGAGUUGGCCAUGGUGUGUCAGCCGUUGCUGGACUGGAGCGACCGCCAGUUUGACGUGGCCUGCGGCCGCACACUCAUGGUCCUCUCACAGUUCUUCUACUGCAUCGACCAACCCACUCCAGAAUCAACACACUCACAACACACUCCUGAGGCCGGGGAGGUGGACGGCCUUCCUGACAGCGACAAGGGUGCGGAUGCUGGUGGGGAGGACAAGGGCGAGAGUGCAGGGGAACCGUCAGCCAGCACCAGCACCAGCAGCAGCGGUGUGUCGUCCCCUGAGGUCGACAAGGGCGGCGAGCAGCCACGGAAGGUCUUCCUACAGGUCCAUCAGCCACACAGCGACACUUGCUCACUUGAGGUGUCUGUAAUUAAUGUGUCUUUAAUGUGUGUGUGUGUGUGGGUGGGUAGACGUUGUUGUAUCACCAUGGUUUGUGGAACCGGGUGCAGUUUUGGGAGGAGGCUCUCGUGCUCUUCCUCAGCGAAGAAAUGCAAAAAAACAUGGUCGGUGGGUCGGUGGGUCGGUCACCCUGCACACAAUAAAGCACCGCACCGCACCGCACCGCACACACACGGCAGGCAGGCAGGCAGGCAGAGAGGGAAGUGUGACUGACUGACUGACUGGUGGGGUAGUCAAUCCACUUGUGGGUGUGUGUGGGUGUGGGUGUGGUGGCCUGUGUGUGUACAUGUAUGUGCAGUUGAGCCGUCGUUGGCGCACGAGGACUUCAGAGGAGCGUGAGUUGGAGGACAAGAACUUCAGGGACCACAACCCAUGCGCAGGCAUGCUCUACUCAUUCGGUGGGUAACCACAACACACACCGCUGCAGUGCAUGGAUUGCAUCAGGACUGGUUUGGUUCCUUCCAUUUUUCCUUCCAACCUGGGUCGGUUGGGUUAUUUGGUUCCUUUGUUUGUUUGUUUGUUUGUUUGUUUGUUGAUUCCUUGGUUGGUUCAGGCAAGAGCAUGGUGUCGUUUGGUAUCGGUCGGCCGGCGGUGCGUGACCUCAUCACCAAAGUCUGCCUCAACUACGACGUCGCACCCGAAGUCCUCACCAAACUACUGGUCAGUCAGCCACCCCACCCCACCCCACACACAGCCAACUCAACCUCAGCUGGAUGUCAGUCAAUGUGUGUGUCUGGGCGUCUCAAUGUGUGUCUGUCGUGGCCGGGCCGGGUGCGGUGUGCAGGAGGGGUUGGAGGAUGUUGUGGUGCCGGCUGACAGCGUGCCCAAGACCAUGAGCGGGCAGCCCUCCGACAUGGCCCCCAAGCCGGCCGAUGCAGGAGAUGUAACAGCCAUGGGGGAGGAGCAGGGCACCUCCACACAGCAAACUACUGAGAAUCAUGAUCUUGUGACACUAGAGGAGGCUGAGGGGCAACUCUCACUCUCCGCCUCAGACUCACAUGUCUUCGAGGCGUAGACUCACAUACAGUGCACACGCUAGCGUGGCGUAGUGUGCGUGCGGUGGCUGGCAGAGCAGAGCAGACACACUGAGUGGUUUAAUUGAUUGACCCAGACACUCGCUUAGUUUACUUACAUGCAGAUGAGAUGUAGCACUUGCGUAGCUGGCUAGUGUGUGCGUCGGGUCGGGGGGAGCAGACGGGUGGUUUGUGUGUGACCACUGAAGUAGUGUCCUUCACGCACAAUCAGCAAGUCCUCAGACAUGCACAGACCCUUGGCACAGACACAUUCUCAGAUGUGGAUCCCGAAGUGGAUUAUUUGCUUUGGUCAUGCGUCCGGUGUUGG